AGGACAAUGCGAAAGAUGGAGGGGUGAGACGCAAAUAUUUUGAGUCCAAGCUACGAUGCAUCAUCAUACAUCAAGCUCCUCGUGUGCUUAUAAGGAGGUCGCUCGCCCCAACCCAGUGGCACAGGGGACUGAGAACCGACCGACAUCCCUCCCCCCUCUUUCGCACGGAGUAAUCAUCGCUCCCCGUGUGCCCCUUGCGUCUCACGGGUUGGGCGAAUGCUUCUGUAGCAGGUUAGUCCUUGAUUAACUCGAGUGAGCCAGCAUGAAGUCGGUGUCGGUACACAUGAGCGGUCGCUUCAAGGCGACCUGCUUGGCCUCCCUUGCCGGAGUAGCACUCCAUGUCACCUUCGUACACGCCAUCCCAUGCACUCCUCCCGGAGAUCCUUUCGAGGUCAUUGAUCCCCAAGUCUGGGUCAACCCCCACGACAUGGUCUGGGACGACUUUGUGCCGCCACCCGGGGUCAACUGGGCCGAUCCCGACCGGGCCGGGUCGGAGCGAAACUUCAACAUCGCCUUGGUGGCCAUCGACUACCCGAACAUGCCCUUCGUCGUCACCCAGCCGGUCCAGUCGACCAUCUUCAAGAAUCCCCAGCCCAUAGUGUCGGACUGGAACAUAACGCGCGCCAACGUCGCCAGGUUCUACCAAGACCUUCUCAACACGCCAAGCCAUCUGAAUCGGAAUCACACACUGCAUGAAUACUGGAUGGAGGACUCGGCUGGCCGCUUUGGCGUCGACCUGACCGCCUUCGGUCCGUACGAAAUGCCCGCCAACUCGUGGCAAUAUGGCAUCGAAAACCGCAUGAAUCCGGGAGGGUGUCCGGCAGGAGCAAGCUGCAACCUCAACAUCCGCACUGACGCGCUCCGCGCCUGGCGAAACGAUGUAGGCGACGAGACGGCCGAUUCCUACGAGCUCGUAUUCAUUACGUCAGCCGGCCAGGACGAGUCGUCCACGUGGCAAGAGUUCGGGGAGAUGCUAUUCGGAAGCCCGGACGAGGUGACGGACGCGUUCGGCCCUCCCGCGGGCAACGGGCCCAACUUCGCCAGCACGCGGUACGUAAACUGGACGUCUUGGGCCUCCGCGGCCACGCUGUGGCCCAACGCAGGCAGCGGGUCGUCGACGCAGGCCGAGAGCUCGGGCAUGGGCGUCUACGCGCACGAGCUGUCGCACCUGCUGCGCAUCGCGGACAACUACAACAACCCGUACGGCGAGCCGGCGCAGCGGUCCUACACGGGGCCGUGGUCUAUGAUGUCGCGCGGCAGCUUCAACGGGCCCGGCGGGCCGCACUCGCGGUGGCAGAUCCCCGCGCUGCAGGGCGGCGCCAUGGGGUCGCUGCACACUGUCCGCGACAAGCUGCAGCUCGGGCUGGCGGACCGGUCGAGCGUGCUGACCGUGCGGCGGUCCGAAUUGGCGGCGGCGCGAGGUGGUGUCCUGGUGGCGGAUGUGACGGCGCGGUGCGUCGCGGUGGGAGAGGGCGAAUUGCUGGGGGUCCGGAUCGCGCUGGACGAGGACGGGGACCGCACGCCGGCGUGCGACGCGCGGACGACGCCGUUCUGCGACGGCGGGCCGUACGACUACUACGAGGUCGAAGUGGUGGACCGGAUGGGGGCCGACUCGUUCCAGCCCGACGCGGGGGUGCACUUGUCCAAGACGAAGGAGAGGGACGUGCUGCCGUUCCAGUGGACGGUGGAUGCCAACCCGCAGGACGUCGGGCUGGUGGACUUUGCGCUGCCGGACGGGACGGAGAGGUAUGUCACUGUUGGGGAUUAUCGGCAGUUGGCGGAUGCGCUGUUCCAUGCCGGCACGCGGUCGGGGAGUGCGUUUGAAUAUGUUGACGCGGCGAAUGGGUUGCAUUUUUACGUGCUGGCGAAGCAGCGGUCGGAGGAGGGGGAGCUGCGCUACUCGGUGGCGGUGCGGUCGUUGGAGGCGGCGGCGGCGGGUCGGGGGGAGGCGGGCCAACACGGGGUCGUACGAUGAAACGGACGCGGCGGUGGAGGCGCGGUGGGAUGUGUUCCGGCUGAGUGCCGAGGUGGAGGGCGAGGGAUGGCGGGUUGAGGUGCCGAACUCGGUGUUGGCGGUGGAGUUUGGGGGGAAGAAGGGGGUCGCGAAGGUCGCGAUUGGGGCGGAUGCGGAUGCGGCGGAGGGGGGGGGGGGGGGG
Molecule: messenger RNA, 2156 nt
Organism: Sodiomyces alkalinus F11
Lineage: Eukaryota; Fungi; Ascomycota; Sordariomycetes; Glomerellales; Plectosphaerellaceae
Product: M6 metalloprotease
Exons: 3
Coding region: 263-1975 (570 amino acids)
Biological process (GO): proteolysis
Molecular function (GO): peptidase activity
Source: RefSeq, a predicted model, not a curated record